This is a messenger RNA of Fusarium keratoplasticum, 453 nucleotides long. Its product is annotated as Mediator of RNA polymerase II transcription subunit 10. Gene Ontology annotation, cellular component: chromatin; mediator complex. NCBI's taxonomy places the organism in Eukaryota, Fungi, Ascomycota, Sordariomycetes, Hypocreales, Nectriaceae. The record is from RefSeq and is a predicted model, not a curated record. Gene Ontology annotation, molecular function: transcription coregulator activity. Bases 1 to 453 code for a protein of 150 amino acids. The transcript is spliced from 3 exons. Gene Ontology annotation, biological process: positive regulation of transcription by RNA polymerase II.
AUGGCUCCCGUCGAUCGCGUGGACCACAAUGUCCUUGAGCAGCAGCUCAAGGACGUCAUUCAAGACCUCUACCAGAUCAUGGUUCAAGUAGCGACCUACGACUCUGUCGGCCGCCCAAGCAAAGAAGUCCUCUCCAACGAAAUAAAAACCCUCUCUCAGUCUCUCCGCACACUACACAUGUCGGCAUCGCCGCCCAACAACCUGCCAUCAGUACCGCCCGAACUCCUCGAGUACGUCGAGCACGGCCGAAAUCCAGACAUCUACACCCGUGAGUUCGUUGAGCUCGUUCGCCGCGGCAACCAGCUCAUGCGCGGCAAGCGCCACGCCUUCGAAGCCUUCCGUGACACACUCGCCGAGAACAUGACAACAGCCAUGCCUGAGCUGCGCGACGACGUCGCCCAGGUCGUCGAGGCCACCGGUGGUGUACCGCCUGGCAAGAAGACUGAACAAUGA